UAAAUAAUAUAAUUUUAAUUUCUUAAAAAUAUAUACUUUUCGAUUUUAAACAAAUAUUUUUGACUAAAACCCAGGACUACAAAACUGUAAAACAACAAAUAAUUUAAUUUUUGAACGAAUUUUGUUACUUGAAAAUCAACGCAUGAAGUCGUAAUCGCACGCAUUUUCAUUUUCACAAUUUCUUUGAAACUAUUGAUGAAAACAAAUUACAUUCACAGCACUGCAUUGAUAAACCAAGUAAUUAUUUGGGAAUUGUUCGAGAUACAAUUUUAAAAUACUUCGGAAAUCAACUAUCGAUACAGUGAACAAUGUCUUCUCCGACUGAGGAAACACUAAAACGGAACAGCGAGUCUGAUACCGGGGACCAUGACACCUCAGAACACGACCCUCAGUUCGAGCCAAUAGUGUCCCUCCCAGUUGUGGAAAUCCCGACCAAUGAAGAGGACGAGGAGGAACUUGUGAAGAUCAGAGCCAGACUAUACCGCUACGAUACUGAGGAUCAUGAGUGGAAGGAGCGUGGCACAGGAGACAUAAAGCUGUUGCGCCACACAAUCAACAACACAGUCAGAGUUGUGAUGAGACGUGAUAAAACAUUGAAAGUUUGUGCCAACCACUUCAUCACUCCAGAUAUACGCAUGAACAUCCACUGUGGAUCCGACAGGGCCUUCAACUGGUCAGUGUUUGCCGACUUCGCUGAUGAGCAAAUGAAACAAGAACUGCUGGCUAUCAAAUUCGGAAACCCACAGAAUGCUGAACUCUGGAAGACAAAGUUUGCAGAGGCACAAGAGAUAGUGCGAACAAAGUGCAGCAUCUACUGUGACGACUACACCGAUGAUGAGGAUGACGAUGAGAGCUCCAUCACGAGGAGUGAAGACACAGACACCCCCGAGCCUCACAGCGCAGACAAGUCACCAUCAAAGGAGGCUAAAAUAAAUGUUUCUCAGAAAGAGGAAGAAGGUGUAGUAUUAAAACUUAAAGAACUUAAAGUUGAAAGUGACAAAACCGAACAAUAAUUUCUGGUACAUUUUAAUAAGAAUUUUAUAAUGUAGGUAGGUAAAACCAUUCCUGUGUUUCUACUUGAAUUUUUUCCUGUGUGAAUUAACUUGUGACUAUUUUAAUGAGUUUAACACUCAGCUGCUCAAAGGAACUUUAGACUAAGAUCAUUCUUAAAGCUAUUGCUGUCGUGCUUUGACUUAAUAUGGACAGAAAGUGAUAGAAAUAGAUUUAGUUCCUUUGGGCAACUGGGGGUGAAGACACUAUUUGUAUGCAAAGAGCAGUGCCCCAGAGCUCACUUGAACUUAUUAUCUUACAUUGGAUAGUAAAUGUUAUGUAAUGAUAUGAUAAUAUUGUUUGCUACAAGUAAAGUUUGGUAGCCUUAAUGAAUAUGUGAACUCUUUUAGUAUUCAGUAUAAAAUGUUUUGGUAGCCCAUUCAUUAGUUUAUUUUUUUUGGUCUUUAGAUUUAUUUUAACUUUUUUAUCUUUAUAAUAUUAUGAUCAAUUGUGAUCAAUGAUGAUGAUAGUAUGUACUUAUUUUUAACUUCUUCUGUCGUUUCUACAUUGUUUAGGCAGCCGCCUAAACAUAGUAUUUUGGGAUAUGUAUGAAUGAGCUCCAAUACAAUUUGUACUUAGGUGGUAUUAUAUUAAACUGAUGCCUAAACUAGUAUAGAUA
Molecule: messenger RNA, 1669 nt
Organism: Plutella xylostella (diamondback moth)
Lineage: Eukaryota; Metazoa; Arthropoda; Insecta; Lepidoptera; Plutellidae
Product: ran-specific GTPase-activating protein
Biological process (GO): nucleocytoplasmic transport
Cellular component (GO): cytoplasm; nuclear pore
Molecular function (GO): GTPase activator activity
Source: RefSeq, a predicted model, not a curated record